CCUACUAAGACGCAAUGUAUUUGAUUUAUUAGUCAAUAUACUACAAUUUCAAGAUGUUAUCCAAUGUCCAGCCUUGGAUCAAUGAAAUGACCUAUCAGAACAGGACCAGGCAUACGCACAUGUCCCACAAACAAUAUCCAAGGAGCGGGGUUUAUCGGAACGGCCAUUAUUAAUUAAUGUAGUUCUUUGAGUGGACGUCAUCAAUCUGCGUCAUCCUUUCGGAUUAAGUGAAACACUGUUUAUUUCCUAAUCUAUACAUAGUGUAUUUAUAUGUUGUAAAUAAUGUUUCAACUCUUCGCCUCUGCUGUGUCCAUGAUCAUUUCAGUGUUUCAUGAGUAUAAUAAUUCGCAUUCACCAAGUCCUAUGAAAUUUUGUGAUUCUACGCAUUCAUCGGUCAUUGCAUCUGUGUCUUAAGAUCAACCAUGCGACUUCAAUAUUGUAUGGAACCCAAGACACCUCUUGAUGAAAUCGAUCGCAACCUGUUAACAAAUUCAGAUGGGUCUGUGAUUGGCAGCCGCGUAUUCGACGCCAGUCAUCUUAAGCAAGAGUUAUUAACAAUGUCAGACUAUGUACAUGUGAACAGCGGUGCCAAAAAUGUUACAAAUAAAUCACAAAAAUUGAAAUUAGAUUUUGAAUCUGAAAGAGAAAAAUGGACAAUCCCCGACGGGUUGAACUCUUGCGGAUGUAGUUCCCGUGAAAGUUGUUCUCCAGAGUUUGCAGACAGUCGACUAAUGAAGUCAGAUGUUCAUUCUAAUAGUUGUGGGGUGGUAUGUAAGGCAGACGUCUCCAACCGAUUGCCAAUGCAAAGGCAUCGGGCAGCGUCUGAAGACAUGGAAUACAGUUCUGCCGUGUACACCAACUUAAGCUUUCGAACUUUAAGAGACAUUCGUAAUAGUUUGGAAGGAAAGGUGAAACGACUGCGUGAAGAAAAAGAAGAAACGAGCGCCAAAAUUGAACAGGCGCAGAUUGAAGAUAGUGUAAGGCGUGUAGAGAAGCAAAGACUAAGGCAGCAAUUAAAUCUCCAUCGACGUGACCGUCUUAAAAAAAUGAUUCAUGAUCUCCAUAGAAAAUUAGAAAAUCAAAGUAUUCGUCUGCAGUUUUGCUACACUGCUAUUCUUGGCGUUCAGAGGUCAGUCCUCAGGACAACAGACGUCACUCAACGACGCGAAGAAUCUAUUGUAUCCACGGAUUGUAAAGAGGCGCCAUUUUGAAAAAAAAAAUAGUAUACUAAUGAGGAACUUUCGUUCCGAUUUAUGCGAUCAAUGCUUAUUUAGCUGUCGUCUUGAUAUUACCGAACGGGAUCAGUAUGUAUAUGCGAUAGAUGUAGACAGUUACCAUAGUGUUAAUGAAUAGUUAUUAAUUAAAAUGAAUAGUUGGAGAAUGUCAUAAAGAGAACUAUACCCUUACUUUUACUGUUUUUACAGUUAAUACUGUAUAAAAAAAACUGUAGUAUAUCUUACUAAUAGGCCUAUAAGUGAUAGAUAGAGAUUUUCGAUUAUCAGAAGCACGGAUGAUGUUUUAUGCACUAUAUUGGUAGAUCUUUUGUAAGAAAAGUGUUUGUUACAAUAAUUAUUUAUGUUAUUUAGUAGUAGGCUCUAUACAUUUUAUUGCUUCAAUUUUAGCAUACGUUUUGAAGAAUACUGUAAUAACUGGUUUAAUGACAGUUUCCAUAAUAGUCACGUCACAGAUUGUCUGACAGUCACUUGUUGCGUUGAUUGCAUCUAUUCACAAGAUGGACAGUUUAUGAAUACUUAUACAUCAAGUUGGUAGCAUAUUCAAGCUGUUUAAACGGACGCAAUACAUGGGGCUUAUCACUGAAAUGGAAAUAGUUAAAUUAAUUCCUACUAACUUUAUAUAGUUUUUACAGUAAUAUGCUUACUAUAGUAGUAUUUUUUUUUAGCAAAAUGAAGCAGUUUCUCAGAGAAAACGCCACUAUCUGAAAUAGUCGAUAGCUAGAGUUCCUUGCACCUUAAAUUCUGUCUUAGUCUAGCCUACUUAUUUUUAGUAGCAUAAGAUCGCACAGUGUACCAAAGUCGCAUAAAUGGAUAUCGAAUUGUACAUUUGAGGAGUUAACAUGAUAAGUGGAUCUUAGGUAAGCCUAAUGGCUUUUGAGAAAUUUUAAAGAAAGAAUAAAUAUGAAAUGUUUAAGUACCGUGAUACAUUGAUGUAUAAGGUAAAAUCGCUAUAGAUUAAAAAAAAGGCCUAUGCUGGAUCGAUAAAAUAAAUUAUGUUUUUGCAUACUAUACACAAUUUUAAUAAGAUGGAGACAUAGCCUAAAACACAGCCUAGUUUGUGACGUAGAUUUCUACACUUUACUGAACUGAAAUUGAAACCUUACUACAUCGUAAUUUAUUAGUGGGUUCUAACCACAUAUUGAAUAAUCAUAAAGUUACUUUUAUUCAUCUCAUUUUCUGCAGCGAUGGUUCAAAGAUUUGCUGACAAUGGUUGACAGUCCAGGGGUCCAAACCAAGUGUUUUGCCUAUAAGGCCAUCCGUUGGUCCAGGGAUGAAUAGUUUUGUUUGUUUUUGUUUGUUUGUUUAUUGAUAUUUUCCACAUUCAUAACAAAUUAUUCAUAAUCUUCAGUUAAAAAAAAAAAAAAAAAACCCGUUCCGGAAUGGAGAAGGGUGAAGAGGGCGAAGCAAAAGGGUAAAGGGGGGGGGGGGGCGAAGCAAAAGCGAUUAAGGGUGGAUAGUCAUUGUGCUACCAUAAACUACAUAUUGGUCCAUUGCGAUUUCUUGUACAGUGCUUUGCUGUUGGCUAUACAUCACUGUUAUUUGCAUUUUUAAAGAAAAAAAUAUAUAAAAAAGGGUUACCGCUAAGUAUUACAUUGCAUGAAUACAAGGACAUACUGAAGUAGAUGAAAUUAAAUCAAAAUGAUUUAA
Anneissia japonica is the source of this 2882-nucleotide messenger RNA. RefSeq lists its product as uncharacterized. The transcript has 2 exons. Bases 423 to 1211 code for a protein of 262 amino acids. Lineage: Eukaryota; Metazoa; Echinodermata; Crinoidea; Comatulida; Comatulidae. The record is from RefSeq and is a predicted model, not a curated record.